Molecule: messenger RNA, 387 nt
Organism: Cladocopium goreaui
Lineage: Eukaryota; Dinophyceae; Suessiales; Symbiodiniaceae
Source: the annotation of a GenBank genome assembly
AUGGGAAACCAUGGUUGCACCGUUGCACCAUUGAAAUACAAUUUCCAUUGCACAGGACUGUCCUGGGAGAUUUGCUUUGAAGGUGGUUUGACCGAGCUGGCCGAGGAGACAUCCAAUCCCAACCGCAUGAAACUGAUGUUCACCGUGGGUGCCGUGGCAAUUGUAGUGCCGGCUUGGAGGAUGUAUGUGGUGAAGCGCGUUGUGGACUUGAAGAACAAAGCCAAGGAGCGGAUGGAAGCCAAGAGGAAGAUCGCAAGCGGUGAAACCCCUGAAGCCAUGCAGAUGCUUUGGCUAGCACCAAAAACGGAAGAGGAGAUGCUGCUGGCAGAGCAAACCCAAGAUUCAGCGCAAAAAUCGUAUCGAUCAUCCGGUUGUGCAUUUCAGUAA